Eruca vesicaria subsp. sativa (arugula) is the source of this 1832-nucleotide messenger RNA. NCBI's taxonomy places the organism in Eukaryota, Viridiplantae, Streptophyta, Magnoliopsida, Brassicales, Brassicaceae. The record is from the annotation of a GenBank genome assembly.
GAAAGUUUCUGCGAUUAAACGUAUCUCCAAUGGCGGAGAAAGCCCAGAAAACACUCAUCCUCUUAGCGAAUUUAAUCAAAGUUCCUCCACUAAAAGCCUUCUCUCUCCUGAACUCAUCAAAUCUCCACGGAUUUCAACACACACACGAAUCAUUCUCAGUCCUCCUUCACCUCCUCCAACUGCCACACGCUCAAUCUCUUCUCCUUCAAGUAAUCACCGGAAGAAUCCACUCCCAAUCCUUCACUCCUUCCUCUCUCUUACAUUACUUAACACAGUCAGAAACUUCAAAACCCAAGUCUCGGCUCUACGAAAUAAUCAUCAACACCUACAUCCAAUCCCAAUCCCUAGACUCCGCGAUCUCCUACUUCAACGAGAUGAUCGAAAAGGGUCUUGUCCCCGGAUCGAAUUGCUUCAACAAUCUCUUGACUUUCGUUGCUGGGUCGUCUUCUUUCGACGAGUUCUGGGCUUUCUUCAACGAGAGCAAGAGCAGAGUUGAUUUUGAUGUGUACAGCUUCGGGAUCGCGAUCAAAGCCUGUUGCGAAGCUGGUGAAAUCGACAAGAGUUUCCACCUUCUUGCUGCGUUAAGAGCAGAUGGGUUUUCACCAAACGUUGUUAUCUACACUACUUUGAUCGAUGGGUGUUGCAAGAGAGGAGAGAUCGAAAAGGCGAAGGCUUUGUUUUCUGAAAUGGAGAGGAUCGGAUUAGUAGCUAAUGAGCGUACUUACACGGUUUUGAUUCACGGGUUGUUCAGAAAUGGGUUGACGAAACAAGGGUUUGAGAUGUACGAGAAGAUGAAGGAGGAUGGGGUUUUACCUAAUCUCUAUACUUACAACUGUGUGAUGAACCAGCAUUGCAAAGAUGGGAGAACGAAAGACGCGUUCAACGUGUUCGACGAAAUGCGUGAGAGAGGGGUUUCGUGUAAUGUUGUUACUUAUAAUACUUUAAUCGGGGGGUUGUGUAGAGAGAUGAAUGCGGGUGAAGCUUGUAGGUUGAUGGAUCAGAUGAAGAGCGAUGGGAUCAACCCGAACUUGAUUACUUACAACACUUUGAUUGAUGGGUUUUGCAACGUGGGGAAGUUAGGCAAAGCGUUGAGUUUAUGUAGAGAUUUGAAGUCUAGAGGUAUGUCUCUGUCUGUAGUCACGUAUAACAUUCUAGUUUCUGGGUUUUGUAAGAAAGGAGAUACUUCAGGAGCAGCUAAGAUUGUUAAGGAGAUGGAAGAGAGAGGGAUUAAACCGUCCAAAGUUACAUACACCAUUCUUAUCGAUACAUUUGCUCGUUCUGAUAACAUGGAGAGAGCGAUUCAGCUUCGAGUGUCGAUGGAGAAUUUAGGAUUAGUUCCGGAUGUUCAUACCUACAGUGUGUUGAUUCACGGGUUUUGCAUCAAAGGUCAGAUGAAUGAAGCGUCGAGGCUGUUUAGGGCGAUGGUUGAGAAGAAGUUAGAACCUAACGAGGUUAUAUACAAUACGAUGAUUCUUGGGUAUUGCAAGGAAGGUAGUUCUUAUAGAGCGUUGAGAUUGCUUAGAGAGAUGGGAGAUAAAGAGUUGGCUCCUAACGUUGCUAGCUAUAGUUAUUUGAUUGAAGUUCUUUGUAAAGAAAGAAAAUUGAAAGAAGCUGAGGAUUUGGUUGAGAAGAUGAUUGAUUCGGGGAUGGAUCCAUCUGCUUCAGUAUGUAAUAUGAUCUAUAGAGCCCAAAAUGAUUCGCUUGUAGCUCAAACAAAUGAUAAGAGCAGUUUCAGUGCAACUUAAAAUCACUUAUUUUAUUUUGGUGCUCUUACCCUGACAAACUCUGGUCCUUUUUCACUCAUUUUGUUUUCGCCUUUUGGGAAAUAGUCA